AUGUCUAUCCCACAAAACGCUCUUCCCGCCGCUGUCAAGCUUCGCGAGUCCGCUCUCACUGCCUUCAAAACUUAUCAGGACAUGAAAGAGGGACUGAACAGCGCUGCCGCUCCCACCAUUCUUGGCGUAGCCGCUAAUUACUGUGUUCAGCUUAUCGACACCAAGGAUCCGUGUCUGCUUAUGCACCAGCCAAUGCACAAUGUGCUUUUCCUUGUUAGAGGCGAGUACAAUACCCGCAGCACUGGAGUUCACGCCAUCGCGCCCCCAGCCAACCUUGACACUAUCAAAGAAUAUUGUCGCGCCGUUCUCGCUGCGUGCGCCACUGCGCAGGUCGUUCCACCACCUGUUACUGCUCAAGCUCAGGCUCAGGCUGAGAUUGCAGAGCGCGGAUACAUUUUGAAACAGCGUCCCCGCAAGCUUGUCAAGUCCAAGGCUGUCGUCGAGGACAAGGACAACGAGGUCGAGAUUGUCCCCGGCCCCUCGGAUACCGACGUUAUGAUGGGUGGGUGUGAUGGCCCCAACGCUAUCACUGCAGCUGACACCAUGGCAGUGGACAACCUCUUUGGUGACGAAGAAGUCAAGGACGCUGCUUCCUCUCCCAAAGAGAAAGGCAAGAAGCGCACUGCCUCUGGUCCCAAGACCCCAGCCAAAUCCAAGCAUGCCGAAACGGUCAGCAUUCCCUACGACGCUGUUCCAGGCAUGGACACUAACAGUCGCGAAUUUCACAAGGCCCUCGUCGUCGAGCAUGCCAAAGGCAGUUGCGCCGGCGACAAACGCCCUCGUACUGAACCGCCCUUUAUUAGUGGUUUAGCAGAUCUUCAGUCUCGUCAAAUGCGCGCACAUGCUGCUGUUACCAACCGCAUGCCGGCUUAUCCCACCCUUGCUUAUUUCAAGCAGCAAGAGGUCGAUCUUCGUGAACGCGUUCUUCUCAGCAUGCAGCGCCUCGACUUGGAGCUUCGUCUUCGCGACGUACUUGUCGCCGAUUACGAAAUUGCCCUUGCCCAGAUUGCUGAGCGUGAAGUAACUAAGGAGUAG
Molecule: messenger RNA, 1035 nt
Organism: Laccaria bicolor S238N-H82
Lineage: Eukaryota; Fungi; Basidiomycota; Agaricomycetes; Agaricales; Hydnangiaceae
Exons: 6
Coding region: 1-1035 (344 amino acids)
Source: RefSeq, a predicted model, not a curated record